Lodderomyces beijingensis is the source of this 2112-nucleotide messenger RNA. NCBI's taxonomy places the organism in Eukaryota, Fungi, Ascomycota, Pichiomycetes, Serinales, Debaryomycetaceae. The record is from the annotation of a GenBank genome assembly.
AUGCCUUUGACCAGUCUACUCUCGCCAAAGAGAUUUAGAAGCAGUAGCCGGGCGAGUUCUGCUACCACCGAAAACAGCAAUUUUACAACCGACAAAAUAACUUUGCAACCAAAUUACACCGAGCCUACUUCGCUUCAGCACACGCCAGAAUAUAAUGCACUCCACCACGCCACACAACGGCAGGCAGAUGCUGACCCGCUGUCGUCGUCGCUAGGCUUGGGAGCAACACCGCUUGGUUCUCCCGCACAAAGAGUCAAGUCACCUUUGUCGAGACCACCAACGACUUUUGAAGAUACUUUUGGUCAAGCACAAGCCCAAGCCCCGCCACUUGCCAAGAGCAAUAGUGACGAUCUGGGUAGAAUGAGCACGGGGGACGAUGUUUCCAAGAUUUCUCCCGUGUUUGACCAAUACUCGUUGCAACCGACAAAUUCGAAAAUGAGUGGUGCACAUAUUACUGGCUCGAUUCCUAGGAGAGCCUUAUCGGAGAAGGCGAGAAAAGCCCCUUCUUCGUUUGUGCGUAGAAGUCGUCUUCUUUCCGCUGAUGAAGACGAUGCCGUGUCGUUGAACUCGUUGACGGGAAGAUCUUUGCUAUUGCAAAGCAAGUUGGAGUCGGAACACUUGCUUCCCGAGCUUCGCCCCAUAGUCAGCUUGCUAAAUGCCCAGAAACUCCGAACUUAUUGCCACGGCUCUUUCCAGAUUCCUGGAUACAUGGGUGAAGAACGCGUUUGGUUUGAAGUGGAUGCAAAAUUGACGGGCGACGAAUUGGCUAUUUGGAGACCAUCAACCGACGCAUACGUGAUUGACGAUAACGACGAGUUUAAACCAAAGUACAUAAACUUGAUUGACGCAAGAUUGGAGAGUCUCGGAAAUUUGCAAAUCAAGAUUUUCCAAGACUACCUGGACCGCGCCGUUUUGAUCAAGUUCCACAAUACGGCAGAUAUGAACAAGUGGUUGGCUGCUAUCACUUUGACCAAAUUUGAGUACGCCAAGCUCAACGAGGCGUUUACUGCCGUGGUCUUGUCUGCUAAAGGUUCCAAGUUGCUGGACAUUCACGUGUUGUUGUCUCGUAAAAAAAGAUUCCCGCAAUACGAAUGGUGCAACGUUCGACUUCCCGAAGUGUCGUCGAAAUGGAUUAAAGUCUACAUGAUUAUCUUGCCCAGUGACAAGCACCAUUUGGGCCGUAUCGAAUUUUACCCAAAUGAGAAAAAGACUGGCAAAAAGAAUCUUAUCGCAUACAUUUCCGACUUGGCCUACAUUUUCAAUGUUUACCCGGAGCAAUCCAAUAUGAUUGACUCCAACUCAAUCAUGAGCGCCGCGGGCAAAGUUUACGUCAAUAGAAGCUUUGACCAUUUGUUUCCCUAUGAAGAUCCUCGCAAGCUCAUUGCCAAGAACCACUCUUCAGCAAUGUCACGCUCGGGAUCUGUAUCAGGAUCGAUUUCACGUUCUGGCUCCAACAAUUCGCUUUCCUCGUUGAACUCGGGUACUCGCUCGAGGUCUGGAUCAGUCAACUCUACUAAUUCAUUCUUUAACCAUACUCCAUCUCCUUGCAACACUCAAACAAGAGACCGCUCAGAUUCGCUCAACAAAACCGACUCUGGCUUUUUCAAAAAGCACGCCGACGCAUUUGUUGCCACAAACACCAUGUACAUUAUGCCCAUUCCACACCCUGGUGUCAGUGCAGUUGAGACCAUGAUUCGUAACUUUAUCCCCAUUAUUGAUGCAUUCAAGUUGUAUGGACGCCCACAGCAUUUGAUUAGCGACAAGGCCAACCCAGACUCGAUGCUUUUCGGUUUGCCUUCCUUGCCCCACCACCAAUACCUUUCAAUUGGAGAGGCCACCGAGGCUUUUAACCAGCAUUAUCAACCAAGCAUGGGUCCUUUCCAAAUGGAGGAUGUAUUGAAGGAUAAGAUUGUGUCGUUGAUGAGAUCAAAGCCAUAUCGUGGCCACGGCAACAUUGCCAGACUCUAUGAAAAAUUGGAUCUUGACUUUGAAGAGUUUAGUUCUCCGCCAUAUAGUCCCCAAAUCAGUCAACAGAUUAGUGGUCUUUCCCCCUUGGGAGAUCCAAUCAACUUGGAUCAACAACCACGAGUCGCCAGUCCAUUGAGUGUUUGA